Molecule: messenger RNA, 1368 nt
Organism: Aureobasidium uvarum
Lineage: Eukaryota; Fungi; Ascomycota; Dothideomycetes; Dothideales; Saccotheciaceae
Source: the annotation of a GenBank genome assembly
AUGGACUUGCACCUGCUUAGAGCAGACUCUCCCAUGGCCGUCCGACACAUCGACCUCUGCUACGACCACACCGACUCUGAGCCCUCGGCUUUGCGCCUGAUAUACACAUUAUGCCCCGACUGGGAGCACGAUGAGGGCCCCGUUGAAUUGAUCCCCUUUACCGAAGGCAUCACAAACACUGUACGUCAAGGCAAGCCUUUCGCGCCUGUUUGUCCUGGACUGCGACUGACACGCGCCGUGCACAGCNUUAUGAAGGCCAUCAAGAAACGACCAGGAUACACACAACAAGACAUUGACUCGGAUGCGAUCCUCCUGAGGGCAUACGGAAAGGGGACAGAUGUCUUGAUAGACCGCGAANAGUACGUCACUCCCACAUUCAAGCUCUCUCGGAGAGUGUCCUCCUUUGAAAGAAACGCCCAAUUGACCACGACAACAGGAGAAACUCGAUCGCACUCUCUGCUUGCGGGCCGCGGACUAGCGCCUCCACUAUUCGCGCGCUUCGAGAACGGCCUACUGUACAAAUACAUCGCAGGCGACGUAUGCAGCCCAGAAGACCUCCGAAGACCCGACGUCUACCGCGCAGUCGCCAGAAGACUCGGCCAAUGGCACAGCACACUGCCCAUCGCUGCUAUCAGUUCGCUCCAGACACUGCAAGAACAGAAUGGUGAUGAUCACCACCACACAGACAAAGCCGGCAACAAGAGGCCGAAACCGAGUCUGUGGACUGUCAUGCAAGAGUGGAUCAAUGCGCUACCUGUAGCCACACAGAAAGAGAAGGAACGCAGAAACAUGCUGGAGCAGGAAUUGACAUACCUUUCGAACGAGCUGGGAUCAACACCUGGUCUGGACGGGUACGACUACAUUUUCGCUCACUGCGACCUUUUGUCCGGCAACGUUAUCGUACAUCCUGAGAAAAGAGAAGGAGGGAAAGGUCUUACAGUGAGCUUCAUCGACUACGAAUAUGCAACCCCGGCACCCGCUGCCUUUGACAUUGCCAACCACUUUGCCGAAUGGGGCGGUUUCGAUUGCGACUACUCCGCUUUACCAACGCGCAGUCAGCGUGCUGAAUUCAUUGCCCAAUAUCUCGCAUCAUACCGCAACUUCGCUCCUGUGUCAGAUCCGGAAACUAUCAAACGCGAACAACAGCAACUAGUCAGCCAAGUCAACACUUUCCGCGGUCUACCAGGCUUUUACUGGGGAAUCUGGUCUCUGAUCCAAGCCACCAUUUCACAAAUCGACUUUGACUACGCUUCGUAUGCUGAUGUCCGUCUUGGCGAGUACUGGGCUUGGAAAGCCGAGCAAGACGGCUCCAGGCAACGAGAAGGUCGCGAACCUACUGUACGAGAGAAGCGAUGGGCCGAGGAGUAA